GUUGCUGGAAGGUUUGAAGACCGUGACGCGCGUGGAGAGAGACGGCUGGGGUUUAGAGAAGCACCGAUGUGUACCAGUCGUUCGUAUCAAUUUCAGUUUUCCUGAUGUGGCUGCGGUGAAAACGAUUGUCGCAUGCAAUGACUUUACCCCCGUGGAUAUUUUAUUUGCUUUAGUUUAUUUGCUUGCUUUAUUUAAUUGUUAUGUGGUAUAGAUGAAUGGCAUGCGCUUUUUGCGUGGAUACUUGAGGUGCCAUUGGGGGUGAGAGAGUGGUUUUGGCAAUAUGUGUCACUGGAAUAUGGUAUGCAACCGCAAGGCUUAUGGAAUAUAGCCUGGUUUGUCACAAUCUGUAUGCUUUCUCAUUUAGCCCGGUAAAAAAGAAAUUCAUUCUGCUCGGCAUAAUGUUUCUGCUCUGGGUAUACAUGCUUUACUCGUGCGUGGGCUACUGUGCCACUAUGCCAAGUUUGGUGGUGGACAAUUACCGGGGAAAAGAAACGGGGUCGGUUUCCGGAGUCGUAAAAAGGACGGAAAAUAACGGUAGAGCGGACCUCAUGUCCAGACUGCUACCUAGACCCCAACCCUGGGUAGAUAUAGAAUCCGAUUACGACGAAACAUCCGUGAGGACCUCUUCCAGAGACUUGCUCAAUAACGAGAUAGACGCGGACAGGGGAGCCGAGGACUGGAACGAAAUGAGAGUGGAGGGGCACAGAGCUCCUGAACCCGGCGCAAUGUCAAGUUUUUCCAACGGCUCCGGGAGCAAGAAGCUGCCGCAGGCGAUCAUCAUCGGGGUGAAGAAAGGAGGGACGCGCGCACUGCUCGAGUUCCUCCGAGUGCAUCCAGACAUCAGAGCGGUUGGAGCGGAGCCGCACUUCUUCGACCGUAACUACGAGAAUGGACUGGAGUGGUACAGGGAGUUGAUGCCUAAGACCCUAGAGGGACAGAUCACCAUGGAGAAGACCCCCAGCUACUUUGUGACCAGAGAGGCGCCGGCCCGGAUCUCCGCCAUGUCCCGGGACACCAAGCUGAUCGUAGUGGUGCGGGACCCGGUCACCAGGGCCAUCUCCGACUACACACAGACACUGUCCAAGAAGCCCGACAUUCCCACCUUCGAGAGCCUGACUUUCAAAAACAGGACUACGGGGCUUAUCGACACAUCCUGGAGUGCCAUCCAGAUCGGUAUCUACGCCAAGCACCUGGACAAUUGGCUGCAGUACUUCCCCAUGGACCAGAUUCUGUUUGUGAGCGGGGAACGUUUGAUCAGCGACCCGGCUGGGGAACUGGGCAGGGUACAGGACUUCCUGGGACUCAAGAGGAUCAUCACAGACAAACACUUCUACUUCAACCAGACCAAGGGCUUCCCCUGCCUCAAGAAGGCUGAGGGCAGCAGCAAGCCCCACUGUCUGGGCAAAACCAAAGGGCGGACCCACCCCAACAUCCACCCGGAGGUAGUGCAGAGGUUACGGGACUUCUACAGGCCUUUCAACAUGAAGUUUUACCAGAUGACAGGACAUAACUUUGGCUGGGAUUGAUGGAUGUGAAUUUGGGAGGACACAUGGUUAUUUUUCUCUGUAAUUCAAUGAAUGGCAAAAAGAACAUGGGAGAAGUUGCUAUAUAUAUGUAAAAUGUACAGAAAUCUAUUUUAUAAUAAUUUAUUUUAUUUCUAAGCAAUUAAUUCACUAAGCUGCCUAACCAUAUUGUACAUACAUAACAUCUGGCCCACGUUUUGUUUUUUUACAUUCCACAUUUAAUUUAAUUUGUAUUUACUCUUCCCUUAACGGUCCCUCAUGUCUACUCAGUGGAGGUAAAAUGUAAUAAAUGGUUAACUUUCAUGUUAAAGGCACCCUCACACCCUUUCCAGCACGCUUGCUCUUUAUCUACAUUCACCUAUUAAUGUUCCACCCAUUCCAUCGUUGUGUUUCAUUCAAAUGAGGUCCUUUCAGUUACCGCCGGUUACCCGCAUCCGCAUCCCAUUACCCUUCUGUCCCAUUGGUCUAACCAGCUGAUCUAAUGUCCUUUCCACUCAAUACCUGGUGGAUCAAUAGGCCUAAUUGCUUCUCAUUGUGCCAGACAUGGUUAAAGUAUAUGUCUGGCCUUCCUCUUGGAGAGCUCUGACAGUCUGUUCUAAUGAAUGGGCUGUCCAUCAGAGGCCUAUUUCUGACCGCAUCAUAUAGAUAGGGCCACAUGUUGACGUGAUGCUAAUGGGAUAACGUUACUAAGGCCCAUCGAUCUGGGUCUCCGCCCUGCUCCCAGGCCCUGUUCAAAGCACUGCUGGCUCGUAGCCAGCAUUCAAUGGUUGAAUAAAAUCCCAAUCAAAUGUGUUCUGAGAGACGUUUGGGUUGUUGAAGAGAUGGGGGAGUUGUGUCCUGAUAAUCUUCCUGUCUCUCAAAGUGUGAAUAUGAUCCCUUCCCUGGAUGACUUCACAGAAGACGGGAGAAAUGUUUGGGAUAUAACUGGGGAGGUUACUCCGGGUUGGGGUAAGACCAUCAAGUACAUGCUCGCACCCCCGUAUACAUAUGCCUGAUAUAGAGCGUGAAGGUACAUAUGACUGGAACAACACAGAGCUCUGAAACAUGUCAUCGUUACAUAGGAUUGGCUGGCCCCGGAUUCCGAUUUUAGACGGUACUCUACUGCUAAAUCGGUUCACUCUAACAGUGCAGUUGGGCCUUGGUCUAAAGUUGUGUCCCAUGCAGGGAAUGGAAAGGCAGGAGGAUGGUUUCUAAAGGGAUCCGCCACAGAACAUGACCGUGAUCCUAGUCAGACCACAUAAUGGUCAGGUGAUACAGUUUGUCUCUCACUCCAUCAUCCUAACAUCGUUCCUUUUAUUGUUCCAUAUUGGAUCUCAAUUCUCCUCAACUGCUUGCCAAAAAAAGUUUUUUUCCAGAGUAGGGAGCUCAGAUAUCAAGUUACCUAGCAACACACAAGCUUGAAUCACUGUCUGUUGUUCUUCUCCUAUUGUUGUUGUUUUCUUUUUCAGUGCUUCUUUGUUGUUGUUUAUCUUUCUACUUGAAUUCUGGAUAUGCAAGAGGGAGGAACUGUCUGUAGUUAUCAUUUGGAGGUGUACAUGCCCAAACCUUUGUGGUUUGUGGUUACUUCAAAGCCAUUUUAGUCUGAUUUAAGGCUGCUUCUGGGUCCUAAAUGACACCCUGUUCCUCUACAGUGUGGGCCUGCUAAUUCUGACAACGGCUUUGGUCAAACAUAGUAGCCCCAUAGAGGGAACUAGAAAGCCUUUGGCAGGCAGGAUCCAGAACAAAUGUACACACCCUACCCCUACACACUAAAAUCCUUCCAAUCAAAUGCAGAGCUGAAAGUGUCUGUCACUGACUAUUGGUCAUUGAAAAUGUAUAAAAGAAGGAAUAUUGUAUGGUACUUAUAAGAUACUUAAGACAAUGGUGCCUCUAAACCGUCCAGUCCAAUGCAAUUACCAAGCGUCUGUCUUAUUUGAACUGAGUCAGACAGUUAUAAAUGUUUUUGUUUUUUUACAUCAAACAAGUGGAUGGUAGCAGUGGCGAUAAGGGGAUUUUACUGGUCCCUUAUUAAAACACAGUUGCAUUUUUGCCUAGGAAUUGUUAUGCCUCAAUCUCCCCCUAUUGUUCUAUAGUGCAAUAGUAAUUACAGUAACAAAUAAUGGCCCUUGUAUUUAGCAGAUAAACUCUGGGAAUACAAGCUAUCACAUUAUACAUUUGGAAUAAUGUCACUCUUUUCUCCCUGUAAUGGCUGGAGUAGGGGAGACUGGGGCAGGUCACCCUGUUACACACUCCCCUGGUCUCCCCUAAUGCAUUGGAAUUUUGGUCUUGUUAAUGUAACUAAAAGAGUAUGAUAACAUCCCCAAUGGCGCUCUGUCCUCUAUUUAGUGCAUUCCUUUUGACAAAGGCUAAUAGGACUCUGGUCAAAAGUAGUGCACUAGAACGGGAAUACUGUUUAAUUUGGGAGGUAACCGUACCAAAAGUUUGCACUCAUGGUCACAAUCCAUGCCGCAUCCAUUAUGGUUGAGUUUUAUUCAACCCUUUCAGAGAUGGAAAUGUUAUUGAUGUUUGUCUUAUCCCCAUCUGCAUACCAUAUGGUUUAUAUGUAGACGUUUAGCAGAUUCUAUAAGUAUACAAACGAAAAAAAAAAUUUAAAUUGAGUAUUUUGUGGUAUCAUGUACAUCAAACAAAUUAAUUUUACACAGUGGAAGAGCAAAAUGGAACAGAUGUUUAUAGAUUAUUCAAUA
This is a messenger RNA of Esox lucius (northern pike), 4207 nucleotides long. RefSeq names its product heparan sulfate (glucosamine) 3-O-sulfotransferase 3B1b (gene hs3st3b1b). Lineage: Eukaryota; Metazoa; Chordata; Actinopteri; Esociformes; Esocidae. The transcript has 2 exons. The record is from RefSeq and is a predicted model, not a curated record. Bases 318 to 1526 code for a protein of 402 amino acids. Gene Ontology annotation, molecular function: [heparan sulfate]-glucosamine 3-sulfotransferase activity.